UUUGCAGCGAUGUUUGGGCGAGUCGUGCGAGCGUCGAGCACGUCCCGCCUCGCCGCGCCGUGGACGCGAACGUUUGCAAAGAAGGCAGCGAAAGGUAGUAAAGCCGCCGAGCCCGUGACGGAGGCGCUUGGCGACGUAGCAAAGAAGACGCAUGAGGAAGUGAAAAAGAACAUGCGCGGAGCCGUUGCCAACUACAUCAAGGUCUUGGCGGCCAUGCGCCCGGGACAAGCGGAUGCUGGCAUCUUCGACUCGCUUAUGGUGUCGGCGUACGGUCAAAUGGCGUCGUUAAGUCAAUUGGCUCAAGUGUCGGUCGUCGGGCCGACGGAACUUGCUGUCUCUGUCUACGAUCCAUCGCUCUUGACGGAUAUUCGUUCCGGCAUUGAAGGGCUGAACCCGUCGUACUCGGUGCAACCGAAUGGAACGACGCUGUCCGUUCGGUUCCUAAAAAUGACCAAGGAAACCCGCGACGAACUGGUCAAGGCCGCCAAGAAACAAGCGGAGGCUGCACGGCAGCACGUCCGUCGCGUCCGUCAAGAUGGCAUGAAUGAGAUCAAGAAGCUCAAGGACUCGAUCUCAGAAGACGAUAUCAAGGUCGAACAAGACAAGAUCCAAAAGCUCACGGACGAUCACAUCUCCGAAAUUUCGCGCCUCCUGGCGUCCAAGGAAAAGGACUUAACAGUGAUCUAAGCAAGCGUGCACCGCCACGUCACUUUCGAACGGCGACAUGUCUGCCGCACACGUCCCGCAAGUGGUGCCAACGGAGCUUGGAACGUUGCUUGCGAUCGUUUUCGUGUUGUAGAAAGGUGGCGCCUCACUCAGAUGGAUCUCGUAUGGAAGGGAAUGCGAAAUACUGAAGGCGAACAGCCG
This is a messenger RNA of Aphanomyces invadans, 867 nucleotides long. Its product is annotated as ribosome recycling factor. Lineage: Eukaryota; Oomycota; Saprolegniomycetes; Saprolegniales; Verrucalvaceae. The record is from RefSeq and is a predicted model, not a curated record. Gene Ontology annotation, molecular function: ribosomal large subunit binding. Gene Ontology annotation, biological process: translation. Gene Ontology annotation, cellular component: mitochondrion. The transcript is spliced from 5 exons. The coding region runs from base 10 to 687 and encodes 225 amino acids.